Molecule: messenger RNA, 919 nt
Organism: Camellia sinensis
Lineage: Eukaryota; Viridiplantae; Streptophyta; Magnoliopsida; Ericales; Theaceae
Source: RefSeq, a predicted model, not a curated record
GCAGGCAUCGCUGCUCUGGCUCCAUGGUUUUAGAGACGCUUGCUGUCUCCACAGGGUCCUCAUCUACUGUUUCAGUUCUAAACAGCUUGCGAUACGAACUGGGCAGUGUUUUCUCUUAAACGGCUUGAUUUUCUUAGGAAGUAUCUUUAUGGUAAACUCGGUUGUCAUUCCUACACUACAAUGGAUAUUACCUGAUCAAUGCCCACAUUCUGGUUCUCAAAAUUUGUGCUCAUCUGGUGGUAUUUUAAAACUUUACUCAUUCUUACGUCUUGGAUUUCUACAACUCUUCUAUGUAUUUGGGUUCUACCCAUUGUAUGUAUUCAGCUUUAUUCUAAGCAGUUUGUGGUACAGUGACGUUGCUAAACAUGGCUUUCUUGUGAUUGGAAAAUAUGGGCCUACCUUCGCAGAAAUGCCAAUCCAACCAGAGCUAUUGAGCUCUUCAAAUGCAACUCAGAUGGAUAAGUGUACUGAUAUUGGGGGGGUCGUGAUUGGAAUAGACGAACAGGUCUAUUCAGUCCUCCUUUUGAGCUUUUUCUUCUUGGAGGUACAAAUGGAUUUUCUCUGGAUUGAGUUUGGACAAAAGGCUUGACUUCUUUGAAUCCAACUGGAUAUUUUUUGCUGGUUUUGGAAACCCUUGUGUUUUGGCUAUAUUCCUUUUCUCUCCUCUUGUGAGCUACGGGGUCAUGGCUAUAGUCUUUCCUCUGUUUGUUCUGACAGCAACAGGUUCAGAUGCUGACAAACUCAUUACUUCUCAAAGAAGCAAAUAGAAGGGCGCAGGUUUGGGAAGGCUUCCAAUAUUUUCUUCUGCAAAUUAUUUGUUGUAAGCUACAGUUUCACCACUAUCUCUUGGGUUGAAAAUUUUAAUUUAAUGAGAUUUUUAAUGUAUUUAAUCAUUUCAAUUUAUAGGAAUUUAAGGACU